AUGGGGCAGCGUCACUGUCGCCGUCACUGUCCCCGUCCCCAGCGCCAGCGCGGCCCCGGGGGCGGCCUCGGGGACCCCCGAGCCCGGCCGCGGCUCCGGCGCCAGCGGGGCCAAAGGGCACCCGGGGGCGGGGGGACGGCGACAGCGGCGUCACGGACACCGCCGGGUCCCCCCCGUGGCACCCGGGAGUCCCCCCGGCGGGGAGUCCCCAGCACGGCCGGGACUGCCCGGGAACGGGGGCUGCGCACCUGGGGGCCCCCCGAGUCACCUGGAGCCACCCCGGGUCACCUGGGGGCCACCCGGAGCCCCCCUCGAGUUACCUGGGGGGUCGGGGCUCUGGUGUUCGACAUCGGUUCCUUCUCGGUGCGGGCCGGUUAUGCCGGCGAGGAUUGUCCCAAGGCGGAUUUCCCCACCACGGUGGGGCUGCUGUCCCCGGACGAGGUGUCCCUGGAGCUGGACGGGGACAAGGACAAGAAGGGCGGCAAGGUUUAUUACAUCGACACCAACGCGCUGCACGUGGCCCGCGAGGGCGUCGAGGUGCUGUCACCGCUCAAGAACGGCAUGAUCGAGGACUGGGAGUGCUUCCAGGCCAUCCUGGACCACACCUACGGCAAACACGUCAAGUCGGAGCCGGGGCUGCACCCGGUGCUCAUGUCCGAGGCCCCGUGGAACACCAGGGCCAAGCGGGAGAAGCUGACGGAGCUGAUGUUCGAGCACUACAACAUCCCGGCCUUCUUCCUCUGCAAGACGGCCGUGCUCACCGCGUAUCCCCGUGCCACCCCGGGUCACUGCGCCACCCCAGUGUCACCCCCGGGUCGCCAGUGUCACCCCUGUGUCACUCCCGGGUCACCAGUGUCACCCCCGUGUCAUAAUCUGGGAAUUGUGGCCCCAAAACUCUGGGACUUCCAAGCUUUGAAUGUCACCCAGUGGUCAGCGUGGUCAGUACUGAGUGUGGUCAGUGCCCGGGCGUGUCCCGCAGGUAUCGUGAAGUCGCCGCUGGCCGGGGAUUUCAUCUCCAUGCAGUGCCGGGAGCUCUUCCAGGAGCUCAACAUCGACAUCGUGCCGCCCUACAUGAUCGCGGCCAAGGAGCCCGUGAGGGAAGGGGCCCCCCCGAGCUGGAAGAAGAAGGAGAAGCUGCCCCAGGUGUCCAAAUCCUGGCACAACUUCACCUGCAACGAGGUGAUCCAGGACUUCCAGGCCUCGGUGCUGCAGGUUUCGGACUCGCCUUACGACGAGCAGGUGGCGGCGCAGAUGCCGACAGUUCACUACGAGAUGCCCAACGGGUACAACACCGACUACGGGGCCGAGCGGCUCCGCAUCCCCGAGGGGCUCUUCGACCCCUCCAACGUCAAGGGCCUCUCGGGGAACACCAUGCUGGGCGUGGGACACGUGGUGACCACCAGCAUCGGGAUGUGCGACAUCGACAUCCGCCCGGGUCUCUACGGCAGUGUCAUCGUCACCGGGGGGAACACGCUGCUGCAGGGCUUCACCGACCGCCUGAACCGGGAGCUGGCGCAGAAAACGCCCCCGAGCAUGCGGCUGAAGCUCAUCGCCAGCAACAGCACCAUGGAGCGGCGCUUCAGCCCCUGGAUCGGCGGCUCCAUCCUGGCCUCGCUCGGCACGUUCCAGCAGAUGUGGAUCUCCAAGCAGGAGUACGAGGAGGGCGGGAAGCAGUGUGUGGAGCGCAAGUGUCCCUGAGGGGGGAAUCCUCCCCCUGAGGGGGGCUGGAGCCCCUGAGGGGAAAAAUGCGGAAAAAACAA
This is a messenger RNA of Ficedula albicollis (Collared flycatcher), 1760 nucleotides long. RefSeq names its product actin-like protein 6B. The record is from RefSeq and is a predicted model, not a curated record. Bases 1 to 1698 code for a protein of 565 amino acids. Gene Ontology annotation, molecular function: chromatin binding. Gene Ontology annotation, biological process: nervous system development; regulation of transcription by RNA polymerase II. NCBI's taxonomy places the organism in Eukaryota, Metazoa, Chordata, Aves, Passeriformes, Muscicapidae. Gene Ontology annotation, cellular component: SWI/SNF complex; NuA4 histone acetyltransferase complex. The transcript has 15 exons.